Messenger RNA from Catharus ustulatus (Swainson's thrush), 1958 nucleotides. RefSeq names its product EF-hand domain family member D1 (gene EFHD1). Lineage: Eukaryota; Metazoa; Chordata; Aves; Passeriformes; Turdidae. The record is from RefSeq and is a predicted model, not a curated record. The transcript is spliced from 3 exons. Bases 67 to 450 code for a protein of 127 amino acids. Gene Ontology annotation, molecular function: calcium ion sensor activity. Gene Ontology annotation, cellular component: mitochondrial inner membrane.
UGGUUGACCCCUUCCCCUUUUGCACUCUGCAGGUAUGACUCAGGACGGGAUGGAUAUAUCGACCUGAUGGAGCUGAAGCUCAUGAUGGAAAAGCUGGGAGCCCCACAGACCCACCUGGGGCUGAAGAACAUGAUCAAGGAGGUGGAUGAAGACUUUGAUGGAAAGCUCAGCUUCCGUGAGUUCCUGCUGAUUUUCCAUAAAGCUGCAGCUGGGGAACUCGAGGAGGACAGCGGCCUGUUGACUCUUGCGAAGCUCUCGGAGAUAGAUGUAUCCAUUGAGGGAGUCAAAGGAGCCAAGAACUUCUUUGAAGCUAAGGCUCAAGCCCUCUCCUCAGCCAGUAAGUUUGAAGCAGAGAUAAAAGCUGAGCAGGAUGAGCGGAAGCGGGAAGAGGAGGAAAGGAAGCACCGCCGAGCAGCUUUCAGGGAGUUAAAGUCUGCAUUUACCCAGUAAGCAACCAGCCAAUAUGCACUCUGAAAUUGCACAUGACUUGGUACGUUUCCCAGAUCAGGGCUCUGCCUGGACAGAACUGCUUGGAUCCUGCAUAAAACUCAUCACAGUUUUGCUAGUCUUCCUUUCCUGAAGAUCCUCCUGAGCUCCUAAGGGCACAACUCUUGCAGUUACUAUGCAUUCAUGAUGAUGUGAAUAGUAGAAGCUGUGUACAGGCUGUUUGCUCUGAACUGUUACGAGCACAUCACCCUAAAGCAGAAAUAGCAAGUAGCAGAUCAUGGGUGAGCACUGACAAGCGUCAUGUUUGCCUACUUCAUUCUUUCCUAUGCAUCCUUUUUCUCUUAAUCCUGUAUUAAUUCAUUCCUUGCUUACAGGCAAGUAGUGAGGUCUUGUGUAAAUCAGGGUGUACAAAGCACAGCUUGAUUUCUGUAUGUUUGUACUGCUGUUGGGUGUUGUCACCCUUUUCUUAUUCCUAAAGCCCCGUGCCACAGGCACCGUGAAAACACUGUGAAGAGAGAAAGAUAAUUACUAGGGACAUGGAUCAAAUUCACUAUCAUUUUCUGUAGCAUUUUCUGCCACCCAGCAUGUUGAAGAGUCUUCCAGUUUCUCUUCUCUGAAGUGCCAUAGUAACAAACCCUUCAAUAAGAGGCGAGAUUUCCCAAGACUUCAAAGGGAAGAAGCUGGCUCUCUUAGACAAGGAAUAGAAAACUGAGUUGCCUGACCAUUUAUCUUCUUUCACAUUCCAUCACAUUUAGUGUACUGUACAGCUUCACUGUUAUUUUCCAGCUUAGGCAGCUGUAUCUGUUUUUAGGGGGUAUUGUCAGCUGGACAGUGCAAUUGGAUGGCACACUGGGGUUUUCUAUUUAGAAAUUUGCUCAUAGCCUGUAUCAUAAAGGUGACAUUGUUUCAUUUCAUUCGAGGCACAACAGAGAACACCAGCACAGCACACUGAGCAACCCCUGCUCAGAGAACAGGGAGGUGAGCACAUUUAACUGAACUGCAUUUUGAGGGCUUGCAUUACACUAUUAGCCAUUUUUUCUUGGAAGCACAGGAAACUUGCUCACAAAUGUUGAGAUGCCCAGUGCUUGUCUGGAUAUAAACACUGUCAGUUAUGGCAGGGGAACUUCCCCUUAGAGACCUUUCUCAAGACAUGGAUUUGUUCAAAUUCUGCCUCCGCUCUUGCCCAAAUUUGUGGCAAAAUGUUAAUUUUUUUCCAGAAUGAAACUCACCAGUCAUCUUUUCACUUGUCUGUUUUGCUUCUAAAAUUGUGAGCACUAAACUGUGAGCAUGGAAUAAUAAAUAGAAAAACCUCUCCUCUUUAAUGUCAGGUGAAAGAAUUGCUAAACGAUUAAACUGUGUAUAUAUCUUCACAGAUUAUAUUUUAUAAAUCACGCUUUUUUAGCUAAAUAUUUAUAAUUAAAUGUUUUUAUACUUUACAACAAAGCAGAUAAUUUCAUCUUCAAUUAUUUCUCCUGUUGCUGAAAUGUAAAAAUAAAGCAUUGUUAUCUCCA